Coccidioides immitis RS is the source of this 1527-nucleotide messenger RNA. Its product is annotated as major facilitator superfamily transporter protein. Gene Ontology annotation, biological process: transmembrane transport. The record is from RefSeq and is a predicted model, not a curated record. Bases 1 to 1527 code for a protein of 508 amino acids. Lineage: Eukaryota; Fungi; Ascomycota; Eurotiomycetes; Onygenales; Onygenaceae. Gene Ontology annotation, molecular function: transmembrane transporter activity. Gene Ontology annotation, cellular component: fungal-type vacuole. The transcript is spliced from 4 exons.
AUGGAGUUUCCCAUUGUCGAGGGGAUCAAAAUGGUCCCAGGGACCGUCCACAUCGUUGACUUGGAGGGCACGAUGGAUGUUAAACAUCAAAAGGGUGGUCAGAAAGACAUCAUUUUGGUGCCGCAGCCAACAAACGAUCCAAAUGACCCACUCAACUGGAGUAGGCUGCGAAAAGAAUAUCAUUUUUGGCUGCUGUGGAUUUGGGGGUUCAUCGCUGCAGUAUCCGUCAACUGGGUAGGACCUGUUUGGCCAAUUGCCAUGAAAAUCGGCAGACGGCCGGUAUACAUCGUUGGUACCGUGCUUAACUUCGCCGGUUGCAUCUUGGGUGCUUUCCAAAACAGAGUGGAAAUGUACUUUGGCGUCAGUAUCCUGACUGGAUUUGGUGCUGCGCCUGUGGACUCUCUUGUUCAAGUUACCACUGCCGACAUUUUCUUUGCUCAUGAGAAAGGCACCCGGCUAAGUUUAUACGUCUUUACAAUCUAUGCUGGCUCAUAUUUGGGCCCCGUGGCAGCUGGAUAUAUUGCGGAUUCUCAAGGCUGGCGAUGGUGCUUCUGGUAUCUCGUCAUUUUCUUCGGUAUCCUGCUAGUGAUCCAAGCGUUCACGAUGGAAGAAUCUGUAUUCCGGAGGCCCCUGCCCCCUUCGGAACUUUCUACAGAUGCUAUGCUAGAAGACAAGCUUCAAGCUGUGGAAAAAGGCGGAGACUCUCUCAUCCACCAUACGGAAUCGGUGGCAUCUUCACCACCGCCUGCAAAAACCUAUUGGCAACGAAUGGGUUUAUACAAUACCAGCUACAGUGAUCCCAGGCCUUUAUGGCUUGUGGCGAUUAGCCCAUUCUUUCUUGUCACCUACCCUGCCGUGAUGUGGGGAGGCCUUGUGUACGGAGUUCAAAUCAUGUGGCUCUCCCUUAUCACUGUGACCCAGUCCGCUACCUUUAGUGCACCACCUUACAACUUCAGCAUGGCCAACGUCGGUAACACAAACUUUGCGGCUUUCAUUGGCGGUAUUCUAGGUAUGGUUUGGGGAGGCUACGUUUCCGACUGGUGUAUCCUUCGCCUUUCUCGUCGCAACAAAGGGAUCCUAGAACCAGAAUUCCGUCUUUGGACCAUGCUUAUCCCUGCUAUCAUCAAUACCGGUGGCCUCUUUAUGUACGGCCUGGGAUCACUUUAUGGAGUUCACUGGAUUCUUCCAGCCGGAUUUGGGAUGGCUUUAAUUGGCUUUGGCAUUGGAAGUGGUGCAGCCAUUGCGAUUACGUAUGCGGUGGACUGUUAUCCUCGCGUUGCAUCAGAAGCCCUCGUCCUGAUGCUCUUUAUCCGAAAUCUCAUUGGUACUGGUUUUACCUUCGCUAUCGAGCCCUGGCUGGAACACAAUGGUUUGCGAGAUACAACUAUCAUUAUGUCGAUGGUGUGCUUGGCUACAAACAUGUCCUUUCUCCUCAUGGUGUGGAAAGGUAAAAGCAUGCGGGAAUGGACCGCUAAAAGGUAUUUCCGUAUGGCGCAAGCAAAGAAUAAAUUGGCUGUUGGAUCCUGA